Messenger RNA from Colletotrichum siamense, 2556 nucleotides. RefSeq names its product Efflux pump mlcE (gene mlcE-1). The transcript is spliced from 9 exons. Bases 1 to 2556 code for a protein of 851 amino acids. Gene Ontology annotation, biological process: transmembrane transport. Gene Ontology annotation, molecular function: transmembrane transporter activity. Lineage: Eukaryota; Fungi; Ascomycota; Sordariomycetes; Glomerellales; Glomerellaceae. The record is from RefSeq and is a predicted model, not a curated record.
AUGAUGGCGUCCGGCUUGGAGAGUCCACCACUAUCUGGGGUCUUGGCUCAUGAUGGCGAGCUGAUGAACUUCUUCGCAUCUGACCUUUCCACGGACUGGAUGGCUUGGAGCUCCGACGGCUCAAAUUCUGUCAACUCGGUAUCGGAGCAAAGUAGCUCAGGUGAAUCUCUCGAGUCCUCGUCUGACAAUUCGGAACCUCCACCAAAAGAACCAGAGCCGCCAAUUGAGGACCAGCAGUGUGACCCGCCCCCACCGCUGGAAAGCUCAUUCAAUGCGGCCUUGACAUGUGAGGUUGCUAGCCUUACUUCGUGUCUAUUCGAGCUGGUCCCGUCAAAUCCUGUGCAAAAAGCCGAGACUUCACCAGGAGGAGCGAAAGGUAGAUCAACGGCAACCUUGCGAAAUAUUCUGCAACAUACGCAGACGUUGAGUAAUCUCGUCACCAAACACGAUCGCACUGGAUCCGGAACAGCCCCGUUAGCUCUCGACGGACCGACGAAGUUGCUAUUACUCUCGUGUUACGCCAAGAUCUUCCAGGCAUUUCGCCAGAUCUUUGCUGCCGUCUAUUCUGGUCUGCAAAGCGGAGAAAACAUCGCAGAGCUUCUCUACGACCUGCGAGUGGAAGAUGUGAUUCUUGAUGGGGAUGACGACCUCAAGAUCUUGGUGCUGAUGCAGGUUGUCACGCACAAGCUCAACACACUUGGCGUGCAGCUUGGCGUCCCAGAAAAGCACUACAUUAGUGUCGGUUCCGGGGGUUUGGACGCCCCAAAGCAAACCCAGUCCCGUGGUCGUCAGCCAAGCUCAGAAGAGACCGAGCCGACGUUAGAUGCGAUUUUGUCCGGCAGCGAAACGGACAGUGAUAUUACACCCAAUGUGCUAGAGUCACGUGGCUCUUUUACAGAAGACACCAAGUUCAUCGGAAAUGAAGACAUCGAGCCAGCGUCGGGCGAUGAUACGUUGGGAGCUGCGGAUAAGGAGCUCCAAGACCCCCUAGAGGAUAUCAACGAUGGACCAAAGCACGUCACAGGCUACAAGCUGCUAUUCGCAAUGGCAGCUCUCAACCUGAGCGCCAUACUAAUUAAUUUAGACAAUGCGAUCCUCUCAACGGCAACCCCUACUGUUACCAAUGAGUUUCACUCUGUCAAAGAUAUCGGCUGGUACGUGAGUUCGUAUCAAUUAGCUGUAUCGGCUUUACAGCCUUUGACCGGCAAGUUCUUCACUUACUUCAGUAACAAGUGGACGUACAUCGUGUUCCUAGUCAUAUUCGAGGUUGGUUCACUGAUCUGCGCCCUCUCACAAUCAUCAGUUCAGUUCAUUGCGGGCCGAACAGUGGCUGGCAUUGGUGCUUCUGGUCUUUUCAAUGGCUCAAUGAUCAUCAUCUACGGCAUGGUGUCCGCUCAACAGCGGCCCGCUAUGAUGGGCAUCAUGCUUGCGAUCUCGCAAAUCGGACUGAUUGCAGGCCCGCUCAUUGGUGGCUCGCUAACACAGUACACCAAUUGGCGCUGGUGCUUCUGGAUUAAUCUCCCCAUCGGAGGUUUUGCUUGCAUUCUGCUUGCACUGGUCUACAUUCCUGAACAGAUGGCUAAACCAAAGUUCACAGCGGUGCUCACUGACCGCAACAUCCUGAAGAAGUUCGAUGUUGUAGGCUCAGGGAUCCUGAUUGGAGCCAUCGUCCAGCUCCUGCUAGCGCUCCACUACGGUGGUGCUGAAUACCCCUGGAGCAGCGCCAUCGUGAUUGGACUCUUCUGCGGGUUUGCCGGAGCGACCAUUCUGUUCAUGGGCUGGGAAUACCGAGCUGGCGCGAAUGCUCUCAUGCCACUUGAGAUGUUCAAGAACAAGGUCGUGGCAUGCGGAGCCGCAAUGAAUACUUGUUUGUUUGGAAUAACGUAUAUCGCGACUUACUUCAUCCCUAUUUACUUCCAGAGUAUUCUUGGCGACAGCCCUAUGGAGAGUGGCAUCCACAUGUUGCCAAGUAUCAUCGGGUCCAUUGUCAUGACUCUUCUCUCAGGCAUGAUGGUUUCCAAACUGGGCUACUACCUACCGUGGGCAGUAUUUGCGGCCAUUCUGACCUCAAUUGGUGCAGGUCUGAUAACUACCUGGUCUACCGAUACAAGUGCGGGGAAAUGGAUUGGUUAUCAGAUUCUAUACGGAUGUGGCAGAGGUCUAGGACUGCAGAUGGCUAUCGUCGCUGUUCAAACGGCGCUUCCGCCAACACUGGUGGCCAUCGCCCUCACCAUCCUUGUUUUCGUACAAGGACUCGGCGGUGCGGUGCUCAUCAGUAUUGGCAACACGGUUUUCGAUAACACCGUCAUCAACCAGAUUCAGAUACAUGCGCCUAAUGUGAAUCCAAAAGCCGUUCUCACAGCGGGCGCGACCGCUUUCAGGAGCCAGGUGUCUGCUGCUGACCUGCCCAACGUGGUAAAGGCAUGGGCCGUCGCUUUCCAGAGAACGAUGUAUAUCACCACGGGCCUCUCUGUAGCCAUGUUCUUUUCUACUUGGGGUUUGGGUUUUUAUGACGUCAGGAAGAAGGAAGCCGGAGCGGCGAAAGCAUCUAAAUGA